UCCGUGCAAAGUUAUAAACAGACUGUUUAUCUUAUAAGCUGUUUGCUGAAAUAGUCUGACGAACUUUACCACGCAGAUCCUUUCUUUUCUACCGCAGACUAAACGUUUACAAAGUGUUUAAUUCCGUGUUUGGGUUGCGAGCAUUUAUUUUUAACAUUUUUUUUUCCGUUCCAGUGCACACUUUGACUGCAGCACUUUUAAAGGGUCUCCUUUUCCGCGACCGUGUGUGGAUUUGUCGCAGAAGCAAACCGUGAGGAAUCGUGUUCUUUUUUUCUUUUGUUAAUCGGGAACUCGUUUUUUGAGAGCGCCAUGGCGGCCGACGUGGGGACGCGCUCCUCUUCUCAGCAAGCCGACGCAAUGCUCUCUACUGAAGACAAUCAGGCGGAGGUUGACUGUGCCUACAGCGACGAGGACGACCCGCUGAAUGAGGUGGAGUUGAACGGUAACUGGACACCCCAAGAAAAAGCUCUCCACGAGGCUCGGCUCAAAGCAAAGGCCAAACGUCGUGUGCGCAAGACUUCGUCCCGCAGUUCCACCAGCGAGUCAUUUUCCGAAUCAGGAGAAGUGGCCGGAAGUGACCCACACAGUCCCAAGGGUAAAGUCGCUGCCCAUGACCGCAAAUCCAGAACAGGCAAAGGCAGAGGACUGCCAAAAAAAGGUGGGGCGGGUGGUAAAGGAGUUUGGGGUGCUCCUGGGGUAGUUUAUGAAGAUGAGCAGCCAGAUGUACGGGACCCCAACUAUGAUGAAUCCGCUCAGGGGGACACGGUUUAUGCAACAGUGGUGCCAGAGGUCGACGAGAAGGAAUUGGAAAAGAUGGUGAACCCAAUUGUGCAGGAGUACUUUGAACAUGGAGACACCAAAGAAGUCCAGAUGUUGUUGAAAGAGCUCAACCUUGGUCCUCAUAAGUAUGAAUUCUCCUCUGUGGCCGUGUCCUUGUCCCUGGAAGGCAAAGCCAGCCACAGAGAGCUGACAUCCCGCCUGCUGUCCGAUCUGUCGGGAAAGAUGCUGUCGCAAAGUGACAUGGCCCGCGCCUUCGACAAAAUACUCAAAGAGCUUCCAGACCUCAUAUUGGACACGCCAGAAGCACCUCAGAUGUUGGGCCAGUUUAUAGCCAGAGCCAUAGCAGACCAUGCACUUCCCAUGUCCUUUUUGGACUGUUACAAGGGCAAAGUGGACUGUGAACAUGCGAGAGUGGCGUUGGACCGUGCUGCCGUGCUCCUGUCAAUGAAGAGGGAGAUGGUUCGUCUUGACAACGUGUGGGGCGUGGGCGGAGGCCUCAGACCCGUCAAACAUCUCAUCAAAGAGAUGAACCUUCUGCUUCAGGAGUAUUUGACAUCAGGGGACGUGUCUGAGGCGGAGCACUGUCUGCGGGAUCUGGAGGUGCCGCACUUCCACCAUGAGCUGGUCUAUGAGGCUGUGGUGAUGGUGCUGGAGUCCCAAGGUAACACUGCCUCCAAUAUGAUGAUGAAGCUGCUACAGUCCUUUUGGAAAAUGGGCCUUGUCACUGUGGAUCAGAUGAACAGAGGUUUCCAGCGUGUUUAUGAUGAGCUCCCAGAGAUCAGCCUCGAUGUUCCACAUGCACACACCAUCUUGGAGACCUUUGUGGACCAAUGCUUCGAGGAGGCAGUCAUCACCAAAUUGCUGAGGGACGCCUGUCCCUCCAGAGGGCGAAAACGAUUUGUGAGUGAAGGCGAUGGAGGAGCAAUUAAGAAUUAAUCCAG
Molecule: messenger RNA, 1721 nt
Organism: Thalassophryne amazonica
Lineage: Eukaryota; Metazoa; Chordata; Actinopteri; Batrachoidiformes; Batrachoididae
Gene: pdcd4a
Product: programmed cell death 4a
Exons: 11
Coding region: 310-1716 (468 amino acids)
Biological process (GO): negative regulation of DNA-templated transcription
Cellular component (GO): cytosol; nucleus
Source: RefSeq, a predicted model, not a curated record